This is a messenger RNA of Caenorhabditis angaria, 522 nucleotides long. The record is from the annotation of a GenBank genome assembly. Lineage: Eukaryota; Metazoa; Nematoda; Chromadorea; Rhabditida; Rhabditidae.
AUGCUUAACAUAAAACGGAAUCCUAUGUUAUAUACUUUGAGUAAAAAAUAUCAACUUGAAGAGAAUUUGAAAGUUAUGGGGGUUAGCUUAAGCUUGAAAUUUGAAGGCUUUAGCUUUAGCUAAAUAUUUAAAAUGUUUCAGAAUCUUCGUCAAAUUGGUUUUAUAGUUUAUAUAAUUGUUAUUGUAUUUACAAUAAUUGCGAUAAUAAUUCCAUGGGACAAAUUUUUAAUUAUCGAUUUGGAAUUGAAAGAUCUUUUGUUUUUUCAUGAUAUUUUUUUGACAAGGUAGUUAAAAAAAACUGAAAAACUCACCAAAAUUUGAAUUCCUAGUGGUGUGCUUCUCUUCCCAAUCGCUGCAUUGCUCAUGUUAUACAAAUCCAAAAAUCCAGCAUUUCUCCGGAAAAUCCAAUGGCUAUUUCGAUUAACAGCAAAUAAGCGAAUUGAUAUAAAAUGUGUGAAACCUAUCAAUCUUCAAAAUGAGACGAAUAUUUACUUUGAUCAAUUGCAGAAUUCCUGGAAAUAA